Messenger RNA from Orycteropus afer afer, 2901 nucleotides. It is a transcript of the gene MYO19, whose product is annotated as myosin XIX. Gene Ontology annotation, cellular component: vesicle; myosin complex; actin cytoskeleton. Gene Ontology annotation, biological process: actin filament organization; vesicle transport along actin filament. Gene Ontology annotation, molecular function: ATP binding; microfilament motor activity; actin filament binding. Lineage: Eukaryota; Metazoa; Chordata; Mammalia; Tubulidentata; Orycteropodidae. The record is from RefSeq and is a predicted model, not a curated record. The transcript is spliced from 24 exons. The coding region runs from base 1 to 2901 and encodes 966 amino acids.
AUGCUUCAGCAGGUUAAUGGCCACAUCCUGGGCUCUGAUGCCCAAACUGAAGAACCCCUCAAAGGAGAGCUGCAGGAGUUUCUGGAUGGGGAAACCCUGCUGCACCAGCUCGAUGACCUCACCAAGGUGAAUCCUGUGACACUGGAGACAGUCCUGAGAUGCCUGCAGGCUCGGUACACAAUAGACACCUUCUACACCAAUGCUGGCUGCACCCUAGUGGCUCUGAACCCCUUCAAGCCGGUCCCUCAACUCUACUCUCCAGAGCUGAUGAGAGAGUACCACACUGCGCCUCAGCCUCAGAAACUGAAGCCCCACGUCUUCACUGUGGGUGAACAGACCUACAGGAAUGUCAAGAGCCUGAUCGAGCCAGUUAACCAGUCUAUUGUUGUCAGUGGAGAGAGUGGUGCUGGAAAGACAUGGACAUCUCGCUGCCUAAUGAAGUUCUAUGCCGUGGUGGCCUCCUCACCUGUGUCCUGGGAAAGCUACAAGGUCGCAGAGAGGAUUGAACAGCGGAUCCUAAACUCCAACCCUGUCAUGGAAGCUUUUGGGAAUGCAUGCACGCUGAGGAAUAACAACAGCAGUCGUUUUGGGAAGUUCAUCCAGCUGCAACUGAACAGGGCUCAACAGAUGACUGGAGCUGCAGUCCAGACUUACCUACUAGAGAAAACUCGAGUAGCCUGCCAGGCCUCCAGUGAGAGGAACUUCCACAUCUUCUACCAGAUCUGCAAAGGAGCCAGUGCAGACGAGAGGCUACAGUGGCAUCUUCCUGAGGGAGCCACCUUCUCCUGGCUGCCCAACCCAGAGAGGACUUUGGAAGAGGAUUGUUUUGAUGUGACCAGAGAGGCCAUGCUCCAUUUGGGCAUCAGCACCCUGACCCAGAACAACAUCUUUAAGGUCCUAGCGGGGCUGUUGCACCUUGGCAACAUGCAGUUCGCUGACUCAGAGGAUGAAGGCCAGCCCUGCCAGCUGAUGGACUAUGCCACAUGCGCUGUCAGCACAUCGGCCUCACUGCUGUGGCUGCCCGAGGACACACUGCUGGAGACUCUGCGAAUCAGAACCAUCAGAGCAGGCAAGCGGCAGCAACAGGUGUUCCAGAAGCCCUGCUCCCGAGCCGAGUGUGACACCCGCAGGGACUGUCUGGCCAAACUGAUCUACGCACGGCUCUUUGACUGGUUGGUAUCAGUGAUCAACAGCAGCAUCUGUGCAGACCCCAACUCAUGGACCGCUUUCAUAGGCCUGCUGGAUGUGUACGGAUUUGAAUCAUUUCCUGACAACAGUCUGGAGCAACUGUGCAUCAACUACGCCAACGAGAAGCUACAGCAGCACUUCGUGGCUCACUACCUAAGGGCUCAGCAGGAAGAAUAUGCAGUUGAGGGCCUGGAGUGGUCAUUUGUCAACUACCAGGACAACCAGGGCUGUUUGGAUCUCAUUGAGGGGAGCCCAAUCAGCAUCUGCUCCCUCAUAAAUGAGGAGUGCCGCCUUAAUCGGCCAAGCAGUGCAGCCCAGCUCCAGACACGCAUUGAGACUGCCUUGGCAGGCAGCCCUUGCCUAGGCCAGAACAAGCUCAGCUGGGAGCCCAGUUUCAUCGUGGUGCACUAUGCAGGGCCCGUGUCCUACCAUACUGCCGGCCUGGUAGAGAAGAACAAGGAUCCCAUCCCCCCUGAGCUGACCACACUCCUACAGCAGUCCCAGGAUCCUCUGCUCAAGGUGCUAUUUCCUACUAAUCCCAAGGAGAAGUCCCAAGAGGAGCCCUCUGUCCAGAGCAGGGCCCCCAUGUUGACUGUGGUGUCCAAGUUCAAGGCCUCCCUGGAGCAGCUUCUACAGGUCCUGCAUAGUACCACACCCCACUACAUUCGCUGCAUCAAGCCCAAUAGCCAGGGCCAGGCGCAGACCUUUGUCCGGGAGGAGGUCCUGAGCCAGCUGGAGGCCUGUGGUCUCGUGGAAACCAUCCACAUCAGUGCUGCUGGCUUCCCUAUCCGGGUCUCUCAUCAGAACUUUGUGGAACGAUAUUCACUGCUGAGACGGCUUCGCCCUCGUGCAUCCCCUGGCCCCCACGGCCCAUCUCCUGCCAAAGCGCACUCAGAAGGGCGCCCUCACACCGAGGAGACCACACUGCAGCUGCGCCUCCAGGACAUCCUCCACACUCUGCCAGCUGUAACUUGGUCAGCAGCCACACCUGGUGACCCAGUUGAGGCCACGCCAGCCCCAGUACACUGUGGCAGGACCAAGGUGUUCAUGACUGACUGCAUGUUGCAGCUUCUGGAACGCGGGCGCACUCAGGUGCUGGGGCAGUGUGCUCGAUGCAUCCAGGAUGGCUGGAGGCGACACCUGCGCCGUAAGCAGGGCAGGCAGAGGCGGGCUGCUGUGCUCAUGCAAGCAGCCACUCGCUCCUGGUUAACUCGGAAGCGCAUCCAGAGGCUGCACACAGCUGCCACCGUCAUCAAGCGUGCAUGGCAGAGGUGGAGAAUCAGGAUGGCCUCCCUUGCUUCUAAAGAACUGGAUGGUGCGGAGGAAAAACACUUGUCUGGAGAUCUCCAUUCCCUGAGCUCCACCUCAUUGCCUCCAGCGCAGACCAGGCUCCUGGGGGCAAUAAUCCGCCUGUGGCCCCUGGGACUGGUCUUGGCCAACUCAGCCACAGGUGUGCGUGGCUUUCAGAGGCAACUGGUGGUCUGGGCCUGCCUCCAGCUUCCCUCCGGAAGGUCCAGCAGCUACACCGUCCAGACCGCACAACAGGAUCACGCUGGUGUCACAUCUGUACGAGCGCUGCCUCAGGGUUCGAUAAAGUUUCACUGCAGAAAGUCUCCACUCCGCCAUGCUGACAUCUGCCCUGAACCUUCACCCUACAGUGUUACUGGCUUUAACCAGAUUCUGCUGGAAAGACACAGGCUGAUCCAAGUGUGA